AUGUGGGAGCCGGCGUGAGGAAAGUUAGAGUGCUUUUUUUUUUUUUUCCCUCCACGUGCGAAGCGCUCGUGGCUAUGGCUACCCUCCUGGUUGAGGACUUGCUGGCGCGCGCCGAGGAGCGCGAGGCGGAGACCCAGCGCAGCGUGGCGGUGCACAAGGAGCUGGAGUUGGAGUUCGACGUCGGCAACUUACUGGCGGUGGAUAAAAAUCCGGCUCCGCGCGCCUUUGCGCGAGUCUCAUCGGAGCGCGAGUCUCUCCUGCGCGCUUUGGCCCGGGAUAACACGCAGCUGCUGGUGGGCCAGCUCUGGGCGCUACCGUCAGAGCGGGCGGAAGGGGGCGCGGGGCCCGUGGUGGCCCGCCUGCCCGAACCCUCCACGCGGUUGCCCAGGGAAAAGCCGCUGCCCAAACCUCGGCCGCUCACCAAAUGGGAGCAAUUCGCGCGCCUCAAAGGCAUCCGGCCGACGCGGAAGAAGCGCGGCACGUUGGUCUGGGACGAAGCCGCCAAAGAGUGGCGGCGGCGCUGGGGUUACCGCCGAGCUGGCGGGGAUCCCUCCCGCGACUGGCUCUUGGAAGUGCCGGACUCGGCCGACCCGAUGGAGGAUCAGUUCGCCAAGCGGCGCCAGGAGAAGCGGGAGCGGGUGGCGCGCAACGAGCUCAAUCGCCUGCGGAACCUGGGGCGCGCUCACCGGGGCCGGGUGGCGGCCGACCUUCACCCGACGGGCCACCAAGACCGGGCCGAGAUGGGCCGCGUCUCCGUCCUCGCUCGCGUCUCCACCGCCUCCCGCGGCCGCUUCCAGCCUCGCCUUCCCAAGGAGCCCGCCGUCGCGCAGACCAACACGGCCCGCGGAAAGAAGCGUCGCUUCCAGCCGCUGCUGGGAGACCUUGAAGGGGAGAAGAAGCGGCACCUGGAAUUAGCCCGCAGCCUGAGUAGCAAGAAGCCGCCCCUGGAUCUGACCCGGGCGGUCAACAAGCAGCUCCGCGAAGAGGAGGCCGAAGCUGCCAGGGGCAAAGGCAAAAAGCGCGACCAGCGGGGCAAGAGGGGUCGACGGCAGCAGCAGAGGUCCGGAAAUGCCAGGGGCAAGAAAAGCGCAGGGGCAGGUCGCAGAGGGAAUCAGGGGGGAUCUGGAAGCUUCAACAGCAAAAGGAAAAGAAAAUGAGCUUUCAUUGCUAUUUAUCCCAGCUAAAUAGCAGACAAGUGGUUUAUUUUAUACAAAGCUGCAACAAAAUGUGGACUUGCUAAGUUAAACAUUAUUCUAACUUAACCUAUUCUGACUUAACAUUGGCCUUUAACCCCCAAAGAACUUUUGUAUAAAGUUACUUUUGAAAGAAACUACUCACAUGAAGAAACAUCGUGUUUGAUGUACAGUUCAGACAAGGCCUUUUCUGGGAAUUGGAGUGGCUUCAAAGAAUAAGACUUCAAAGGACUUGAAAUAUAUAGGACCUGCUUUGUUUAUAAUAAAGUCGUAAUAUGCCUUUUUCUUUUAAAUGAGAAUUGAAAUGGACAGCUUUCAGGUCCACCUCUCUGCAGUGUUAUUUUUUUUCUGUAUUUCUUUUUCAUGUAUCUGAAUUACAGUAUCUCCAUUGUCAGGUUGAAAGCAAAUCACUAGAAGAAUAUUGUUUUUAUAUCAUGGUAACUGACUUUCUUUUACCUUGUUUCCCCCAAAAUAAGACAUCCCCUGAUAAUAAGCUCAAUUGGGCUGGUAUAUAUGUUGAGAUAAUAAAUCUGCAUAUAAAAUGUCAAAUUGUCUCCAUCAAAAUACUAUUUUCAUCAUUUUGACGCUAUGAAUCCUGAUUUCAGUAAAACUAGAUUCUGUAUGGGGAGUAUGUAUGUGGAUACAUGUACUUGCCCAUUGUUCUUACAGCAAGAUUGAAGACAUUAAAUAAAAACCCUA
Ahaetulla prasina is the source of this 1892-nucleotide messenger RNA. RefSeq names its product ribosome biogenesis regulator 1 homolog (gene RRS1). Gene Ontology annotation, molecular function: protein binding. The coding region runs from base 75 to 1157 and encodes 360 amino acids. The transcript has a single exon. The record is from RefSeq and is a predicted model, not a curated record. Lineage: Eukaryota; Metazoa; Chordata; Lepidosauria; Squamata; Colubridae. Gene Ontology annotation, biological process: ribosomal large subunit biogenesis; endonucleolytic cleavage in ITS1 to separate SSU-rRNA from 5.8S rRNA and LSU-rRNA from tricistronic rRNA transcript (SSU-rRNA, 5.8S rRNA, LSU-rRNA); ribosomal large subunit export from nucleus. Gene Ontology annotation, cellular component: nucleolus; nucleus; preribosome, large subunit precursor.